AUGACUGUCAUGUCAUUUCUAAACGAGCAACAAUUAAAUAAAGAAGAUAACAAAAAUUUUCAGACCAAAAUAACUAAAACGUAUGUUUUCUAAAUUGACUGUCAUUCUUGUCACCUGUUUUUUCAUGGCUAAUUUGUUUUUGAUCUGAUUAUUGUAAAAUAAUUAUGUCGAUGACUAGAUCAUUCUCAUCGGAUUAACUAUUCGACCUCAUCUGCUCGACUAAAUCCGAUAAUUGUUACAGGCAUUAUCUUCCGGACCUUGGAUUGAUUUAUUUUCCAUCUUUAUUGAAACCUGAUGCUGCAACAAAAAAAGUGGUUCCUUGUGUAUAUUUUUCUUCUGGUGAAAUGUUCAAUAGCUUUUGCGGCUCAUUUACCUAUUCAAGCAGUUUCUGCCACCGGGAGGCUUUUUUGUGGGCAGCAUCCGGCUGUAGGCGUUCCGGUGAAGCUAAUCGAUCGAGAUCAUGGUAAGUUUUGCAAACACACAUAAUACAAGCCUUUGAGAGCGCAUAGUAAUCAAGUAUUACUGUUUUGGUUAAGUAUCUUUCCUUCUAUUUUUUAUUGUAUUUGUUUGAGGUGACGAUCGGGAUGACCUUCUGGAUGAACGAAAAACAGACGAGGAAGGGAAGUUCCAUGUAACGGGGGGAACAUACGAAAGAGUAACAAUUGAACCUGCACUCAAGAUUUAUCAUGAUUGCAAUGAUGGCGAAAUUGUAUUUUAUUUUUGUUAUUACAUUUAUCAAAUUGAUAUUUCAGAAAUGUCAAAAACGAUUGUUUUGGGACAUUCCCGCUAAAUAUGUCAGCACUGACUUGUAUGAAAUACCUGUGUUCAAUCUUGGAUCAAUUAAUUUGGAAUUAGGAUUUGGAAACGAAAAACGAGAUUGUAAACAUUAAUUUAUGUGAUGUUUGUCACAUGUAAAUAAUUAUAAGAUUUCUAUUCCUAAUACUACAGUUUCACUUGUUUUCAUGUACAGAGCGAUUAACUCAUAUUGUUCAUCCACUUGAAAAAUUAACAAUAAGCAAAUUCUUUGUAUGCUCUUUGAGUAGCUCUUGUGAAGCCGCAGUUUGACAAACAAUAGCUAAGAUACACCGGUCAUCGAUGUUCAACUAUCCUUUGCUCACUUGUAAAUCUCUUAAAAAAACAACAGAAAAUCACGGACAGCAAACUCACAUGUUUUGUUUAUUCCAGUGAGAAAGAAAACAAGAGACAAAACAUUUUCAGUUUUCAAUUGUCUGUCACAGUAGGAAUACGUAAGUAACUUGAAAUUUUGUUUGAUCAGGUGUGUUUUUGUAUUUAACCACAUUUUUGUGCGGAUAAUCUUAUGAAACGAGCCGUGCGUUUUUAUUAAUAUUAACUGAUUGCAGACACUUGACAUGCUUUUUCUGAAUCAUGCACUCGGCGACUAGCUUUGACCAUGUUUGACCAUGAAUCAUCACGAACAAUCAAAACUAUUCCAAUGAUUCCGUUCGGAUUUUUUCGUUUUUGCUAUUAUUUGAACGGGAAGUUAUUCUAAGGUGUGGUGUGAUGUUUCUUCAUGACCAAUCUGUCAUUUUCUUAUCGGCUAAUGACCAACACUGUCCUUCGUUGCUCAGUGUCUUCUUCUGUUUGCCUUUCGCCGUGAAAUCUAAUUGAGAAGUGUGUGUUGAUACGGUUUUGCUCUUUUCGGUAUGACUGAUGCUUUUCUUAUCAUGCAUUCAUUUUUUCAUGACUACUUUAGCCGAAAAACAAUUAAGUUACCUAAACUAAAAAUUAUAUUUUUCGAACUAUACGAACUGUAAGUCUAUUUUUGAACAAAAAUUGAAAUUUCCGUUUCAAUCAACAAUGUGAAAUAUCUGCGAUUAUUCAAUAUGCAAGUCUGAACUUUUGGUUUCAAUCUCUUUGACAAAGCAAGAUUCAUGAAAAUAAAUUCGACAGACACAUGAUAUAUUCAGAAUAACUCCUGUAGCAAUACUUGGUUCUGAUGCUCAUCAAAGCACCUGAAAUCAGAUACCUGGUCAAAAACUCUAAUUGUAGCAUUUUAUCCCCAUUUGCUUCUUUUUAAAUUGAAUCAAGUGCCUGUUUUCUUUCUUUAUGUGCAGAGCUCGGACAAGAUAUGAUGUAUUUGCGAUUAUUGAGCAUAAGAGAAACAAGCCAAGUUGAAAAGAGUGCUUGCUGUUUGACCAGUCCCAUUUUCUGAGUGGGCUCGAAGGUCAAUUAGGGACGGGCAUGAAGUGUCAGAUAAACAAUGUUAACAUUUUUGUUCUCUUCUCUUAUUCGUUCAAACUUAUUCGAAUUCUUGUACUUACCUAUUCAUUAAUUAUUGUUUUAGGUAUGUCACGCUGGGAAAGUUUUCCUAUAAGUGAACAAGAACAAGCAUACUUAGCUUCGACAACUACGACAACAGCGUGAGUAACUACUAAAAAAAUAUUAAUGAACUAAUCACUAAAAUCUUUGUAGGGCAAACGUUGCAUCUCUUUCCCAAAAUACGAUAAAUUCGAUUCGACACAGUCUGGGCGGAUUCAUUCGUCAAGAAAUUUCUGAAACUGGUCAAACUAUUUGUUUCUAUCGUUACAACACUGCGGAUACUGCUAUUCCAUAUUUGUGCGAACUCGGCUGCUGUAGUCAUGGAUGUUGCACCAUUUCCGAUAUUGCAGCGUACUGUUUUUGAGAUGAACCUCGUGGAAUUGUAAUUUUCAGCCGCAGCACUUCAUUUGGAUGGGCUAUAGCUCUUCUGGUUAUGGUUCUCAUCACUAUUGUUUUUGCGGUUUUGGCGUUGCUAACUGUUUGGCUCAUGAACCGUCACAAAGACAAGAUUCAUAAACAACAACUUGCUGAGAGCACUAUUGAAAGCCCUUCAGUCAGUCAGGUAUAUUUCACAAGACUUUUUCAACUAGGACCGAGCUGACGCUCGAAGGCGGGGUCUCUGCUUGUUUGUUUCUCAGAACUGUUCGAAAGUUCACCUGUUCAUUUCUCUUAUUUCUCCGUCACAACUAUUUUCGUUUUACAAAUGACACUGGGGACGGACAAACAGAGAAAUAAACAAACAAAAAAACAAACAGAGGGAGAAUCCCCUCAAGAUUUUUAUUAAUAGGAGUGAUGAUGAGCUUUUCUGUUCCAGUUAUCAAAUUUUUUCAGAUAAGCGGUCCAACUUCAUUCUACCCUGACGUUCAAUACAAUUAUCAUUUGGGUGGAACUUUCAAGUCAUAUUAA
This is a messenger RNA of Caenorhabditis sp. 36 PRJEB53466, 3186 nucleotides long. The record is from the annotation of a GenBank genome assembly. Lineage: Eukaryota; Metazoa; Nematoda; Chromadorea; Rhabditida; Rhabditidae.